AUGGGGGAUUUCAGCAACAGCACCGUGGCGUUUUACCCCAAGAGCCAGAGGGGGAGUGGGCUUGUCAGCGGGGCAUCCGAGGACAAUCAUACAGGCGGCUUUGGGGCCUCGCUGGACGAGCUAAAGGCACUUAUGGAGCUGAGGGGGGCUGAAGCACUGCAGAAGAUUCAAGACAGUUAUGGUGACACAGAGGGACUCUGCCACCAGCUGAAGACCUCCCCCACUGAGGGUCUGUCGGACAGCCCUGCGGACCUGGAGAAGCGAGGGCAGGUGUUUGGACAGAACUUUAUUCCACCAAAGAAGCCCAAGACCUUCUUGCAGUUGGUGUGGGAGGCUCUGCAGGAUGUCACACUUAUCAUCCUGGAGAUGGCUGCCAUAAUCUCCCUCGGACUAUCUUUUUACCAGCCACCAGGAGAAGAGAGUGAAGUAUGUGGGAAAGGGUCUGGGGGUGCAGAGGACGAGGGUGAGGCAGAGGCAGGUUGGAUUGAAGGAGCAGCCAUCCUGUUGUCUGUCAUUUGUGUGGUGCUGGUGACGGCCUUCAAUGACUGGAGCAAAGAGAAGCAGUUCCGUGGCUUGCAGAGUCGUAUCGAACAGGAGCAGCGUUUCUCCGUGGUCCGCAACGGCAACGUCAUCCAGAUCCCCGUGGCUGAGAUGGUGGUGGGAGACAUAGCGCAAGUCAAAUAUGGUGACCUUUUACCAGCUGAUGGGAUUUUGAUCCAAGGGAAUGACCUGAAGAUUGAUGAGAGCUCUCUCACCGGGGAGUCUGACCACGUCCGCAAGUCUGCUGACAAAGACCCCUUGCUGCUGUCUGGCACCCACGUCAUGGAAGGUUCAGGCAGGAUGUUGGUCACUGCUGUUGGAAUCCACUCACAAACUGGGAUUAUCUUCACCCUACUGGGAGCUGGAGAGGGAGAGGAGGAGAAGAAAGACAAGAAAGAGGGCAAUAGUAGCUCAGCCACACUGCAACCUGCUGCAGUCGAAGUCAAACAGAGCAGCAUCACUAAUGGCAAGCAGCAGGACGGAGCAGUGGAGAACAAUCAAAUUAAAGCCAAGAAGCAGGAUGGGGCGAUUGCCAUGGAGAUGCAGCCACUGAAGAGUGCAGAAGGGGGAGAAGUGGAGGAGAAGGAAAAGAAGAAAACGAGUGUGCCCAAAAAGGAGAAGUCUGUGCUGCAGGGCAAACUGACCAAGCUGGCGGUGCAGAUCGGGAAGGCGGGUCUGGUGAUGUCUGCCAUCACCGUAAUCAUCCUGGUUCUGUACUUCGUGAUCGAGACAUUUGUGGUUGAGCGGCGGGCAUGGCUCCCAGAGUGCACACCCGUCUAUGUGCAGUACUUUGUUAAGUUCUUCAUCAUCGGCGUCACUGUGUUGGUGGUGGCUGUGCCGGAGGGCUUGCCGCUGGCUGUCACUAUCUCGCUGGCCUAUUCAGUGAAGAAAAUGAUGAAGGACAACAACCUGGUACGCCACUUGGAUGCAUGCGAGACGAUGGGCAACGCCACUGCCAUCUGCUCCGAUAAGACUGGCACCCUGACCACCAACCGCAUGACCGUGGUGCAGGUCUAUGUGGGAGACCAACACUUUCGCGAGAUCCCUGAUUCUGACCAGAUCUCCCCCAAAACCCUGGAAACGCUGGUCAGCGGCAUUGCAGUCAACAGUGCCUAUACUUCCAAAGUCAUGCCACCAGACACGGAGGGCGGCCUUCCUAAGCAAGUGGGCAACAAGACAGAGUGUGCCCUGCUAGGCUUUGUGUUGGAUUUGAAGAGGGACUAUGGCUCUGUCCGGGAGCAGAUUCCCGAGGAGAAGCUCUACAAGGUGUAUACCUUUAACUCCGUGCGCAAGUCUAUGAGCACCGUGGUGAAGCUGCCCGACGGCUCCUUUCGUCUCUACAGCAAGGGUGCUUCUGAAAUUAUACUCAAAAAGUGUUCCUUCAUUCUAGGGGCAGGUGGUGAGGUAAACAACUUCCGUCCACGUGACCGCGAUGAUAUGGUGAAGAAGGUGAUUGAGCCGAUGGCCUGUGAUGGCCUGCGCACAAUCUGCAUUGCGUACAGGGACCUGCCUGCCAGCCCAGAACCUGAAUGGGAUGCCGAAGCAGAUAUUGUGGGAGAGCUCACCUGCAUCGCUGUAGUGGGCAUUGAGGAUCCUGUUCGACCUGAGGUCCCAGAUGCCAUCCGGAAGUGCCAGCGGGCUGGAAUCACUGUGCGCAUGGUGACGGGUGACAACAUCAACACAGCGCGUGCCAUCGCCGCUAAGUGUGGCAUCAUCCAGCCAGGGGAUGACUUCCUGUGUCUGGAAGGGAAGGACUUCAACCGGCACAUCAGGAAUGAGAAAGGAGAGAUAGAGCAGGAACGGAUUGACAAAAUCUGGCCGAAACUGCGAGUUCUUGCGCGGUCGUCCCCAACAGACAAACAUACACUAGUGAAAGGCAUCAUAGACAGCACUGUUGUGGAGCAGCGGCAGGUGGUGGCUGUGACAGGAGACGGCACGAAUGAUGGACCUGCACUCAAAAAGGCUGAUGUCGGUUUUGCUAUGGGAAUUGCUGGCACAGAUGUGGCAAAGGAAGCGUCAGAUAUCAUCCUGACAGAUGAUAACUUCUCCAGCAUAGUGAAGGCUGUGAUGUGGGGGCGCAACGUUUACGACAGCAUUUCAAAAUUCCUACAAUUCCAGCUCACUGUCAAUGUCGUAGCAGUGAUCGUUGCCUUCACUGGUGCCUGCAUCACACAGGAUUCCCCUCUUAAGGCGGUGCAGAUGCUGUGGGUGAACCUGAUCAUGGAUACCUUCGCCUCCCUGGCCUUGGCCACCGAGCCACCCACUGAAGCCUUGCUGCUUCGCAAGCCAUACGGCCGCAACAACCCUCUCAUCUCCCUCACCAUGAUGAAGAACAUCUUGGGUCAUGGUGUAUACCAGCUCAUCAUCAUCUUCACACUGCUCUUUGCAGGAGAGAAGAUUUUUAACAUUGAUAAUGGACGCAAUGCCCCCCUGCACUCGCCGCCAUCAGAGCACUACACCAUCAUCUUCAACACCUUUGUUCUCAUGCAGCUCUUCAAUGAGAUCAAUGCCCGCAAGAUCCACGGCGAGAGAAAUGUCUUUGAUGGAAUAUUUAGGAAUCCCAUUUUCUGCAGUAUUGUGUUGGGGACAUUUGCCGUGCAGGUUGUGAUUGUGCAGUUUGGAGGGAAGCCAUUCAGCUGUGCCCCCCUCAGCAUGGAGCAGUGGCUGUGGUGUCUGUUUGUGGGCGUUGGGGAGUUGUUGUGGGGGCAGGUGAUUGCUACCGUGCCCACCAGCCACCUGAAAUGCCUGAAAGAAGCUGGUCAUGGUCCAGCAACAGAUGAGGUACUCGAUGAGGAGCUAGCAGAGGAUGAGGAGGAAAUUGACCUGGCAGAACUGGAACUGCGGCGUGGGCAAAUCCUCUGGUUCCGGGGCCUGAACCGUAUCCAGACUCAGAUGGAGGUAGUGAGUACCUUCAAGAGAAGUGGUUCGUUUCAGGGCGCGGCGCGCCGCCGCUCCUCGAUUCUCAGCCAGCUCCAUGACGUAACCAAUAUUUGUACCCCCACUCAUGUAGUUCUCUCCACAACCAACGCUAGCGGGACACCUGGGAGGUUUUUUAUUUUCUUUUCUUUUUAGGACCACAGCUGAGCUCGGAAGGCUUAGGGAGAGAAGAGCAGCCUUUGUUACAGAAAAAGUCUCUUUACUCUGUUUUGGUGAAUCAACCUAUAGUAGGGGCGGGUAAUCUUAUCCAGAAAGGGCUGCAGUGUGUGCAGGUUUUCGCUGCAACUUCCUAAUUGGAUUACUGAUUAGAGGACUGAUUGGCUGAAGAGUCCUCACACCUGGGUUUGAACAGCUGACCUAAAGGUUACCCCCAAAACCUGCAUAACCAGCGGCCCUUCGUGGAUAUAAUUGCCCGCCCCUGACCAAUAGCCUGUAUGAGUCUUUGAGCAAUGUUUUGAAUGUUGUAAAGCCGGGAUUUAAUUGUAAUUGACUUUUAUUUGUAAAACAGGGAGAGCUUAAAUUGAAAUGAAGCUCUUUUAUACUAAAAUAACAAAUAAUUAACAAUUAAACUGUAAGGAGCAUAGGUAACUCUAGGCUGUUGGGGGUGCAAGUUGAGAGAGCCUGACCAGUGAUCAUCCAGAUAAAUUUAUUUUAAAAUUUGAAAAAUAAAUAAAUAAAGCAAGUUAUUAUUAUACUUUGAUAUAAGUAACACAGGUCACAUUUUCAAACAUAAUUUUUGCAAUACAAUCAAUAAACAGGUCAAAAAAAUAACAGGUCAUCCCUGUUAAAUUCACCUAUGAUGAGCUCAGCAUUUAGAAUGUCCUUUAAUGACAGUAUUAAAAAUACUUUUCUAUUAGAAAGACCACAUAACAGAUGCUAAGCAACUUUUUAUUUUGUCACAUUGCUUGCCAAUCAUUGUGGAAACAUGUAAAAGGUAAUGAAAAGCUAUGAAGACUAAAUGGAAAUAACUACACGUCUGCUUGAACUUUAAAUAAGGAUGCUUUUAUGCUGAUAUAUUAGCAUAUAUUUAGGGGAUAUUUGGGGGUGUUUGGCCUAAGACCCUGAGCAUCACAUUCAGUACGGGAGCCUCUGUUCUUUAUCUUUUGUAGAAAAAAGAAAUCGGGAGGGUUUUUCUUAGACACCUUUUUUUCUCUGAAAAUUAAUUGCUGUUUGUACAGUUCAAUUGUCAUUUCUCUGUGUUUCUUCCUUUAAAUUUUGUUCCUUUUUUGUUUAUACUUUGUCUGAGGCUCCUUUACUAAAUUAACCAGUGCUUUUAAGUGGCAGUGUUCUAUCACCCACCCACCCCUACCAGAAUCCUUCCAGCUUGUACAUCUCUAACAAACUUACUUUAGAUGCAAAAAUAACUAAACUGAGGGAAGAAUUCUGGUAAAAAAAAAAAAAGUAAUGUUCCAAUAAUAAAAAACAAUACUAUAAUCAACAUGUGAUUUCAGAUUCCAGCCAAAAAAGUGUGUAUGUGGGACAAUGUGUAAGCCUGUGAUGAAAUGGCAAAUAUGAAACUACAGAAGGUUUAAGUGACAGACAAAUACAGUAUGGUUAUGCCUACAGCCUGAAUCACAUGACAUGCAUUUAAUCACAGAAACGACUGGACAUGCAUGUAAUUAUAGGAAAGACCAGACUUUUUUAAAAAUAGCAUAACUCAACUGCUACCCCUCAAAUAAACUAGCCACACUAAAUUUUAAGUUUUAAGUUGUUUAAACAUAAAAUUAUUUGAAAGCAAUCAGGUAAGUAAUAAGAAAUAUGGACUAAAUGCUUGGCACCAGCUGAAUGACUUUUUGUCAUAUUUAGUGAACACGGUAGAAUUCCAGCAGGAGGGAAUGUUGUCAUCAUAGAUAAUGCUUUUAAUGAUUUGCAUACCGUAUUAUUCUUUGGAAGGUCUUAAAAUGCCCUACAGUAUAUGGCAUUCAGUUGAUUCACAGGUUUUCUUCAUUUGGGCAAGACAGUAGAAAGACUGCUGAUGUCUGUUGAUCUGCCAAAAUCAGUGAACUGUGCCGGGACUGAUCAUGCAGCUAUGAAUGUGAAAUUAACCCUACUGCUGUGACUUUGCAUGUUAAGCUGCCUGACAUUUAAAGGAUUGUGGGUUUUCAUUUGGUGCCAGUUCUUUGUGUGUGAUAUUCAUGUCUUCUUCCCUUUGCUUUUUCCUCUAGAGAUUCUAGUUUUCUCCAAAACAUAUACUGUUCAUGGAAACUGAUGACUAAGCUGGCUUUGUGUGUACCUUGUGCACGACAGUACUUACGUCUCACCCAGGGUGUAUCUUGUCUUAUAUCCUCUGCUGCUUACUGGACUGACUUUAACCUAACUGAAAACUAGUGGAUGGGAUGUUUCUAUACAAAGAAUAUCCAUUUAUUUAAUGAUGAACCUGGGGCUCUGAGAGUAUUAACAUUAACUAUUAAUCUCAGCAACACCUUCUGCCUGUCCCCCUUCUGCCUCUUUCUUUUUUUGUAUCGUAAUUUUUUUUAAACAAGUUGCUAAAUAAGAGUGAAAGACUUUCUUUUCAAAACUAUUCAGUUUUUCCAUAAAGCUUCAUUGAGAAAGUAUCUGGAAGACAAAGAAUGAUGCCAAGAACACAGGAAGCAGCAUACAAAGAAAUUAAUGUGCAAUUUUAAACAUCCAAAUGCGAUUAAAUUCUCUUUUAUUCAGAUUUGUGGGCAUUAUACUCGAAAGUUUACAAUAGGCAUGAAAAUUCAAAAAAGCAAAUUUCUUAAAUAAAAAUUACUGAAAAAGUUUAAAUUUUGUCAUUUUUUUGCAGGCAGCAAGAAGGCUCUUUGGAAAAACAAAUAAGCUCAAACCAUUUGGUUGAAAUAUUCCUUCAUUUAUUUUUUUGUCUCUCAGUUGUUUUAUGUCCUGAUGAUUGUGGUUUUAUUCAUAUUCGUUUGUUCUGCUUCUUUUCCUUUGAGAAACAUACCCAAGCAGUAAUGUGUUCUGUGCAUUGACUGUAGGAUACUGAGCACAUUCAAAGGAAAUGCAACUAGUUUUUUUUAGUGUGUUUUGAUUGUUUUGUCUUAACAGCAUGAUGUGUUACCAUGCUCCUUUGCGUUUACAUAGUAGAAUGAAAAAAUAGCUUCCAACAUAUGUGAUUGUUUCCCUUUUACUAACCAGUAAUAUAAACAUUUGCUUCAUAAUCUGAUAAUGAGUCCACCAUGUAAGCAGCACUUCUGCUUACUUACCAGAUUGCCCAUUGUCCAUGUCCAAUAGCAAUAAUAUUUAUGUGAAUCGGGGGCAAACAAUUUUUUUUUUUUGUUAUUUGGUUUAUGGUUAAAGUUUAGAGAGUAUUCUAGGGAAUAAAGCAUAGUGUAAAAGGAAAAAAUACUGCAUUCCAAAUAGCUACAGUUGAGGAUAGAAGGAUACAUACACCUUGGCUAAUUUUCAGACUCCAAUUCUCCCAACUUAAGUUAAGUUUGUGGGCUUCCUUGCUCUGACAAGUUUUUGCAGUUCAGUCCACAACAUUUCAGCGGGAUUCAGGUCAGGAUUUUGCGAUGUCCAGUCCAAUCAUUUAACUUUGUUGUCUGCAGGGCAUUUUGUUACAGUAUUUACGCUUGGGAUCAUUGUGCUGUUGCGACAAAGCUGUAGCUUUCGGCCUGAUGCUCCUUCCUUAUGAUUCCAUCUUUUCUGUGAAGUACACCAGCCCCUUUCCCAGCAAAACACUCCCACAACAUGAUGCUGCCUCCCUGUGCUUCACAGCUGGAUUAGUGCUCUUUGGAUUAAGAGCCUCGCCCUUCAUCCUCCAUAAAUAGUGCUGAUCAUUAUGGCCAAACCAUCAUCUGACCAGAGAACAUGCCUCUGAUAGGCUACGACUUUGUUCUGAUGAUCAGCCCCAAACUGUAGUCUGGCUUUUUUUAUGUCAGUUUUCCAUUAAUGGCUUCUCGUUGGUCAACAACCUCUGAGGCCAUGGUGAUGAAGUGCUCUCUUAAUGGUGGAUAAUGAAUCAUUUCUUCUGAUGGUUCCAACAAAUUUCUUCAUUGUUAUCUAUCUUGGGGUGCUGCUUUCAAACCAAAGUUUGUUCAAUACUGGGAGUUAAUUUAUGCCUCCUUCCUGAAUGAAGUAACGUCUGUAGGGUCCUAUGUUCUGUAUAUUUUUGUACAAUUAAUUGUACAGAUACUUGUGGUACCUUCAACCUUUUGGAGAUGGCUCCUAAGACCCGACUUUUGGAAAUCCAGAAUUUUCCUCCAAAGGUCUUGCCUCAGUUCUUUUGAUUUCUCCAUUGUCUUAACAAGAAGACAGUCAACUGAAUAUUAUGUAAACAUUUGACCCACUGUAAAUCUGACAUAGUGGCUAAAAGCUUGAGUAAGUCUUCUUCUUUACUAUUAUAUUUAAUAAAACUGAUAUGGAAAUGGAGUAGAAA
This is a messenger RNA of Brienomyrus brachyistius, 7837 nucleotides long. RefSeq names its product plasma membrane calcium-transporting ATPase 3-like. Gene Ontology annotation, molecular function: ATP binding; ATP hydrolysis activity; P-type calcium transporter activity. The transcript has 22 exons. Gene Ontology annotation, biological process: calcium ion transmembrane transport; regulation of cytosolic calcium ion concentration. The record is from RefSeq and is a predicted model, not a curated record. Lineage: Eukaryota; Metazoa; Chordata; Actinopteri; Osteoglossiformes; Mormyridae. Bases 1 to 3612 code for a protein of 1203 amino acids. Gene Ontology annotation, cellular component: membrane; intracellular membrane-bounded organelle.